Messenger RNA from Fukomys damarensis (Damara mole-rat), 4506 nucleotides. It is a transcript of the gene Ttc39b, whose product is annotated as tetratricopeptide repeat domain 39B. Gene Ontology annotation, molecular function: protein binding. The coding region runs from base 313 to 2070 and encodes 585 amino acids. NCBI's taxonomy places the organism in Eukaryota, Metazoa, Chordata, Mammalia, Rodentia, Bathyergidae. The record is from RefSeq and is a predicted model, not a curated record. Gene Ontology annotation, biological process: cholesterol homeostasis; regulation of cholesterol metabolic process; regulation of cholesterol efflux. The transcript has 19 exons.
CCCUCCCUUCCCGCGGAAGCAUCGCAGAUCUGGAGCCGAGCACGGGGCUGCGCUUUAGCUGACAGGUCUUAAAUUCCGCUCUGCAAAGAAGCCCCGGCAGCUUCCGUGCUUGUACCUGAUAAUUGAGAGUCUCAUUGUAGGCUCGGGAAUAAAACAAAUGGAAUCUUUCUGUUGGCUCUCGUACUGAAGAGUGUCUCUUCUUGUUGCAUUUUUAAAAUACCUGAUUUAAGAGAGGAAAAGACAUCUUCAUAGUGGAACUGUAUUCUUUCCUCCCAAGUUACAGCCGCUGUAAAUCUAUCUUCUCACUCAGAUAUGGCAACAAGCAACUUUCACUUUUCAUCUUAUGAUCCCAAGCGGGCACCCAGACAGGGCAGAGGACCCGAUGUGAGCAGUGCAUCAUCAGCCAAGGUGGAUCUCAAGAGUGGUCUAGAAGAAUGUGCAGUGGCCCUGAACUUAUUUCUCAGUAACAAAUUCACAGAUGCCUUAGAAUUGCUUCGUCCAUGGGCCAAGGAGAGCAUGUACCACGCUUUGGGCUACAGUACCAUUGUGGUGCUGCAGGCCGUCAUGACCUUUGAACAGCAGGACAUUCAGAAUGGCAUUUCUGCCAUGAAGGACGCCUUGCAAACCUGCCAGAAAUAUAGGAAAAAAUGCACAGUUGUAGAAUCUUUCUCAAGUCUCCUUUCUCGAGGAUCACUAGAACAGCUGAGUGAAGAGGAAAUGCACGCCGAAAUCUGUUACGCCGAGUGUCUCCUACAGAAAGCAGCGCUCACAUUUGUGCAGGAUGAAAACAUGAUCAACUUCAUCAAAGGUGGACUGAAAAUUAGAACAAGUUACCAAAUAUAUAAAGAAUGUCUUUCUAUUCUGCAUGUAAUGCAGAAGAACAAAAAUGAACAAGAAUUCUUCUAUGAAUUCGAAGGGGGAGUCAAGCUUGGAACAGGGGCCUUUAAUUUGAUGCUGUCUCUUUUACCAGCAAGGAUUAUCAGAUUGCUAGAAUUUAUUGGAUUUUCUGGAAACAGGGAGCUGGGCCUCCUGCAGUUGCGGGAAGGGGCGUCAGGGAGAAGCAUGCGGUCUCCACUGUGUUGCCUCACCAUCCUGGCGUUCCAUACCUACAUCUCUCUGAUACUUGGUACAGGAGAAGUGAAUGUUGUGGAAGCAGAGAGUCUCCUUGCACCCUUCCUGCAGCAGUUUCCAAAUGGUUCUCUCAUGUUGUUUUAUCAUGCGCGCAUUGAGCUGCUGAAAGGGAAUAUUGAAGAGGCACAAGAGAUAUUUCGAAAAUGCAUUUCAGUUCAGGAAGAAUGGAAACAGUUUCACCACCUCUGUUACUGGGAGCAAAUGUGGAUUAACAUAUUUCUACAAAACUGGGUGCAGGCGUAUUACUAUUCAGAUGUCCUUUGCAAAGAGAGUAAAUGGUCCAAGGCAACAUAUGUGUUCUUGAAAGCGGCAAUCUUGAGUAUGCUUCCAGAGGAAGACGUGUUAGCAACUCAUGAGAAUGUGACUGCUUUAUUCAGACAGGUGGAAGCCUUGAAGCAGAGAAUUGCUGGUAAAUCUCUCCCGACCGAGAAGUUCGCUGUGCGGAAGGCCCGGCGCUACUCCCCCUCCUUGCCUGCCCCCGUGAAGCUCGUCUUGCCAGCUCUGGAAAUGAUGUAUGUCUGGAAUGGUUUUUCAAUAGUGGGGAAAAGAAAAGACCUUUGUGAAAAUCUCUUGGUAACCAUUGAAAAGGCUGAGGCAGCUUUACAAAAUGAAAGCUUCAGUGAUUAUUCUGUGGAUGACGAGUGCCUGGUGAAGUUACUGAAAGGGUGCUGCCUCAAGAACUUACAGCGGCCCUUGCAAGCUGAACUGUGCUUCAAUCAUGUUUUGGAAGGCGAAAAGCUGCUAAAGUAUGACCACUACCUAGUGCCAUUCACUCUGUUUGAGUUGGCCUUUUUGUAUAAAAGCCAAGGGGAAAUUGACAAAGCCAUAAAGGUCCUGGAGACUGCAAGAAACAACUACAAAGAUUACUCCUUGGAGUCCAGACUACAUUUCAGAAUUCAGGCAGCUCUUCACCUCUGGAAAAAACCCUCCUCGGAUUGAUCAAAACAUGAAGGAUGGAAUUCCCCUCAAGUAGCCUGGCAUCUGAGAUAGAUCAGUCCUUGUAUUAAAGUGGAAAGGGAUCUUAUGAAUAAGAGACAAAACCAGUUUUAAUUGUCAAUAUUUUCUGUCCUCUGGCUGGUUUACUGUUGGUCUUGCAUAAAUUUAUUUUUUUCCUUAUAGAAUGACAUUCAGUAAUCUAGAAAAUUAGUAUAUUUGCCUCUCCAAAAGUAAUUUCAUGUUCAUUUUUAAUUGAAUAGUGAAGAACUCUUUUAAGGGACCCACAGGUACAAGAGUCUUAAUUAAAUUAUUUAUUUUUUUAUGUGGAAAUAAUAUUAAGUAGCAAAUGGCUUAGUCCAAGCCAUUUUUAGGUUUGUUGGUCUUUUAAAUGUCAGAGGUACUUUGUUGCCUAUUGCUUAAAUCUCAGAAGGGAAAGAAAUAUCCCCUUCAGAGUAACUUAACAAUGAACUUCUGAAGACUGAGAAAGCAGAAGGCGUGAACUGGGCUGGGGUACCGUGUCUCACAGGUUAGAGCGACCUGUAUCUGUCAAAGACGAUGAAUGCUAAAAAUGACUGAGCUUUUACUGUUCGUGUUAGUUAAAAGUAGUGACACUCUGAGAGACUGUCUUAUUCGUGAAUGUACUGAAGUCUGUUAUAAUAACAAAAAAAUUUUUUAAAAGCCUGUACAUCUAAAGGGAAGAAAAGUCAUAAUUUAGAAAUCAUCCUCAACUGUAGUGAUGAAGCCUAAAAUAUAUACAUUGAUUAUUUUUCCUGUAGGAAGCAAAGUAAGUUCCUGCUGCUUUAAAUGAUAAGUACAAUAUUAUUAUUUUUUACACUUGCGAGGUUGGUGGGAUCUUGUUUUCUAAUCUGUGCAGAACUGCAGUGGUUCCUUAUCAUAGUUGGACUGUCCUUUAAUUAGGAAGCAGAAUCAGGUCACAGAGCAGGAAAUAGCCCCUACUCUGCCACCGGUGCAUGGUUAAUGGGUGGCCUUCAGGAAGCCUCUUCUCCCUCGCGUCACGUUUUCCUCCUCUGUGAAUGGGAAGAGAACAGGCAACUGCCUGCUUCAGUUUUAUGACCGUGGUGUGUGCAUUCGGUGCAUGUUGUCAGCAGACGAGGUUGAGUGUCUGUCCCUGUGAGUGUUUCAUCUCUUCCGUCGCUGCGGUCCCCUCCGGCUGUUCCCGUGUGUUGUGGCUCAGGACCAGAUUGAUCUGGAGUGAGGGGAAACCGUUCAUGAGUUGCUGAGUGGAAUUUGGCCUUCUUUCUGUUUCUGUUGUGAACACCAGACUGUGGUACUAACCGUCUGAGAGGCCUCUGAGUUUUCACAGAAGCCCGUCUCUGUUGGUUAGCAACUCCACGGCACGGAGCAUCCCCUGUUGGGCUCAGUUUUCUUGGUGGGGACAGCAAGGUGACACUUGGUGCUCAUGAGGGGGCAGCUUUAGUGCCUGAGUGGCCACAGAGUAAGAGUAAUAAUUGUGAUAAUUACGGUUCUCAUGCAUAGAUUACAGUAUCCACAUAAAAUUAUUGGCUGAAUAUGUGGUCUCUGCCUUUAAAUGCACGAAGUGUAGAAAUUUAAGAACAUUGAAAUUUGUUCAUGUAUUUGGCCCUGAUGGUAGCCCAGAUUAUGAAUUUGCCCCUUUCUGUGCCUGGCUGCGGGACCUUGUGUCCUGCAGGGACUGUGUUUCCCAGGGAGGAUGUUAACCAACACAGCAGUCGGAGCACCACCCCUGCUGGCGGUGCUGACAGAUGUCAGUCCUUACUCUUGGACCAAUUACAUAGCUGCAGGUACGCACAGAAGAAUAAAUAAAAUGAAUUGUCAUAUGUAAUUAACAGUGGAAAAUAUGUUCGAUAGUUAUUUUGUGUAUAACUUUGGAAAAAGUUGAUAAAUUAUUUAGAAGAGCUUUGGUAGUUUUAUUUUUUAAGGCAGAAAUAUCCAUAUUAAGCAUAUAUACGCACAGUUAUUUUUCUGAGAAGCUGUAAGUUGGAGUGGAUAAUAAAGAAAUUCUCAUUUGGUAUAAAAUGAAAUACUUUAGAGCUAAUAGUGACUUGAUUUUAGCUGCAUUAUCAAACAAAUAAAAAAUCCAUCUGUACAAUUAAAAAUUUUCUUUUUUUGUUUUUAUUAUAUCUUAUUUUUAUAGUUUCCCGGUAUUGCGGAUAAUCUGCCCAGGGGAUUUCUAAGUACUGUAAUAGAAUCUGUGCUGUGUGUUUAUGUUUCUUGUUAUGUUUAAGACACUGUGCUGGUGGUACCAGUUUCUUGUGACUUGAGCUACUACUGCAUUUUUGGACUUUGUGAUUUCGGGUGCUCUGUGAAGAGGGGUGCUGAAGGAACGAUGUUUUACCUAAUCUCUCUGGGCAUGUGUCAUGGGUUGGGUUGCCAGUGUGUCUGACAGUGCAAUUUGUGCAGUUUCUGGUAUAAUUGCCUUUUUUUUUUUUUUUUUUUUUU